ACGUGGCAGUUAAAUAAAUCCAACUCAGAGUUAAAUGCCACCUAAUUAGUUGCCAUCUUCUCAACACUCAAAUUUUCAUAUACAGAGAAAUGAGAUCCAUAGCAGAAACCAUUUUCAUCUCUCAAAUCUUUGAUAGCCAAAUCGUGUGAACCCUAAACCCAAAUCAAAAUUGAUCUGAAAUUGAAGGCUCGACAAGGGCGAUUUGCUCAGUCCGUUGACAUGACGAAAACAAACAAAGAUGCAGUCAAUGUAUUUGACGAAAAUGGAGAUUGGUUUAUCACCGUUGAUGGACUGAAAUUGAUCUUAGCUUCUGCUGUGCUUAAGCAAGAGAGAGCUGCAGAGGAUUGUAUGAAUAUGAUAGUGAAGGUUGAUGGUGAUGGUGUGAUGAAUUUUACAGAGUUUAAGCAAAUGGUGAAAGGGGGUCGAUUUGCUGCAUUAAUUUAGAGGGUGUUUGUGAGUGAUUGUUCACCCCCGAAAGAAUUGAUUUUUUUGACCGUUAUUUCAAUAUUUCAGCUGUAAAGUUUGACUUCUUCUCUUAUAGGUGGCUUCCACUUUUCUCCGAUCAAAAAAUAAUUCUAAAAAUCGCUCCCAAACGGGGCCUUAAUGUGAAUGCGUGUGAGUGUUUUUUUCCGGAAACUUUUUUAUAGGCUAUGUAAAUAUAUUCAUUCAAAGUACUGUUCACCAAAUUCAAGCAUUUUUGAACAAUAAUUUUGGCUUGUUUAAUAUGAUGAUUUAUACUUUUGGACUCGAGAGAUUUAUAUCUCCAAUUUUGUGUUUUUUCUGUUUGAUGGGAAAGAACGAGUGGAUUUUGAGUGCAGUAACGUCUCGCCCGACAAACGAAAAUCAUUAAAAGAUGGAGGUCAGCCCAAUGGUUUUAACGACAGAUGGAAUGUGAUUCCAAUUGAAGAUAAGUAGCCUUUUUUUUGCAAAUGUUGGCAUUGUGCUAUGGCUAUCUUCACAAUUUUAAUUUCCACUAUGUAAUUGAGGAGAAGAAUUCGCUUUAAGUUUCAUGCUUUUGUAGUAAGAACUAGACUUUUUCAUACUUCAAAUUUUGUCUUUCUUAGCCUUUGAUGUUUGAUGUCAUGAUGUACUAGAGCCUAUCAACAGUUUAAUUAUGUUGUGAUGUUUGAAGUUUGCC
Messenger RNA from Olea europaea var. sylvestris, 1138 nucleotides. Its product is annotated as calmodulin-like protein 3. The record is from RefSeq and is a predicted model, not a curated record. The coding region runs from base 220 to 444 and encodes 74 amino acids. The transcript has 2 exons. Lineage: Eukaryota; Viridiplantae; Streptophyta; Magnoliopsida; Lamiales; Oleaceae.